UGGUGUGGGGAUGGGGACUCUAUGGACUCUUUUCUUUGCUUUUUGUUAAGAACAUAUCGUAAAAGUGAACCAUGGACGACCUCGACUGGGCGGCCAUCACUGGCGAGCCGAGCGAGCCGCUGCUGCGCAGUUCGCUCCUCGAUGACUCGCUCCAGCUGCCGCCGGUCAAACCAAAGUACUGGUGGCAGGCCGGCUAUGUCAGCGACAAUGACGUUGUGAUCCAUUCCGACACGGAUGGAUCGUUCAUGGGACACGCCGCCAAGCCGGCCGCCAAGAGCCAAGUGGACAGCCUGCUCAAUGACGUGCUACCUGUAAAAUCGGGUAAAAAGGCCGGUAGACCAAAGAAAGCUCCGGUCGAAAAAGCCAACACGACAUCAGGAAAGUCAAAAUCUGCUCCGAAGGCGGCUACGGCUGCAGCAUCUGGAGUUCUUGGUCUGCUGGAGGCCGAGUUUCCACGCCCCGGCGCGUCCACUGCCAAUGCCACGGCCGGCAAGAAACCGGCGUCCAAGUCGGUACCGGCCGCCGGCCGGCAGGGGUUUUUCGACAGCGCCGCCCUGGACCGCGACUCGAGCGGCGCCUCGGAGGUGUUUGUCGUGCCUCUGCCUCCCAAGGCGGCCAAGAGGACCAAGAAGACGGCUCCGGUCGCGCGGUCGCCGUCGCCGCCGCCGCCUCCGCCACCGCAGCCGGACCUUUUAUCCAACUGCAGGCCGGUGUCGGUAGACCGUAUGUCGGUGGAUAGCAUGGCGUCAGAGGCCAUCGUGAAGCCGACGGUGUUCCCAGUGCCCAGAGCGGCGCCGGCGCCGAGCCGCGUCGUGCCGCCCGCCGCCGGUCUGUCGCGGAUCAUCGACGACGCUGUCCCGCCUGGCAAGCCGCCGGCCGCCGCCAAGCGGGGUAAAAAGCCGGCAGCGGCGCCAGCCGCCGGGCGGGCGAGGAAACGAGCGCCGGUCGUGGCCGAUACGUCCGGGGAGGAGCCGACGCCGCGCCCGGCCGCCGCCAGGGGCAAGAAGGCGGCUCGCGGUGGUGCCCGGUCGGCGCUGAGACUGGAGACCUCGCCGGAUACGACGGGGGAGGACUGGGAGCCGGCGGCGGCGCGUCGGCCGGCCGCCGGUCGCCGGCGCAGGGCGGCCAUACACUCCGAGUCGGAGGACGAGGGCGACGUACUCGACCUAGGGUCGGCGCCGGCGCCCCCGCCCGGUCGGGCCAGGCCGCAGGGGGCUGCCCGGCUGGUGUACAGGGAAGAGUCGUCUCUGGACCUGAGCAGCAGCCGGGACACGUCGACCCCGGGCGACCUGACCUCGGACGGCGCCGACUCGGAGUACGUGCCCACCCCGGCCGCCGGCCGCCGACCCGCCGCCACUGAGCAGCCAGCUGCCCCAGCCGCCGCAGCGGAGGAGCCUUCGUUUGAGAUGCCACCAUCGCCACCGCCCUCCAAUAUGUCGCACCUGCCGGACCUGGAGUCCUACAGGGACCCGAAGCCACCGGCCCCGAAAAGGUCGGCAGCGAAACAACGGAAGCCGGCAGCUCCGCCGCCCCGGGAACCCACACCGCCGUCUGUGGAGCCGGUCCAGCCGCCGUCCAGGGAUGUGUCUCCGUCUCCAAUCCGCAGAAAAGCGACCGCAAACCGCCGCAAACCGGCAGCUCUACCAAAACAGAACGUGCAACCGCCGCCGCCUGAAGAGCCAAUCCAGCCGCCGUCCAGGGAUGUGUCUCCGUCAACAGUGGGGAAGAAACCGGCCGCAAACCGCCGAAAACCGGCAGCUCUACCAAAACAGAACGUGCAACCGCCGCCGCCGCCUGCGGAGCCGAUGCAGUUGCCGUCUAGGGAUGCGUCUCCGUCACCAGUGGGGAAGAAAGCGACCGCAAACCGCCGGAAACCGGCAGCUCUACCAAAGCAGAACGCGCGAGCACCACCGCCACCGCCGGUUGCAGAGCCGAAUGAACCGUCGUCCAGAGAUUCAUCUCCGUCAACAGUGGGAAAGAAACCGACGGCAAACCGCAGGAAGCUCACAGCUCCAUCGAAGAAGGACGCACAAGCACCACAACAGCCACCGCUGGCCACAGCAGAGCCAACCGAUCCGCAGCCUAGAGAUCUGUCUCCGUCCCCAGUGGGGAAGAAAGCGGCCGCAAACCGCCGAAAACCGGCAGCUGUACCCAAGAAGGACGUGCCGCCGCCACCGCCGCCAGCCCGGUCGCCAUCCCCGCCCGUGUCGGAGCCCGAACCGCCACCAGCCCAGAAACCGGCCUCAAACCGGCGGCGGCCCAAGUCCCCGCCGCCGCGAGAGCCCUCCCCGCCGCCACCCGCGCCUCCGCCAGCCGCUACAGAGGCGGCGGGGGACUUCGUGUUUGCCAAACCGUCAGCGCCGGCCCCGAAGCGUCGGGGGCGCGCUCCGCGCACGAAAGCGCCGGCUGCUGCGGAGCCGAGCACGCCGGCGCCUCAGGAAGCGCCGGUCGCCACGCGUGGCCGCGGGCGUUCACGCAGAGCCGCUGCGACGACCGCCGUGGAGACUGCUCCCGAGCCGGAGCCGGGGCCGAAGGGGGCGGCGCAGCUGGAUCAUGAGGAAGCGCCAGCCGCUGCGUCGGACGCCGCCUCCUCCGGCCCGGCGUGA
Messenger RNA from Amphibalanus amphitrite, 2606 nucleotides. Its product is annotated as nascent polypeptide-associated complex subunit alpha, muscle-specific form-like. The transcript has 7 exons. NCBI's taxonomy places the organism in Eukaryota, Metazoa, Arthropoda, Thecostraca, Balanomorpha, Balanidae. The record is from RefSeq and is a predicted model, not a curated record. The coding region runs from base 72 to 2606 and encodes 844 amino acids.